CAACAACUUCCAGUUAAGAAACAUACUACGGUCUUUCUGGCAACAGGAAACAGAUGUUGGCUCCAGUUGAUGAUGUUACGGCAUGGGGGGAGUCCCUCGACCAGCUUCUGCAGUGUAAAACAGGCCAGCUGGUGUUUGAGGACUUCUUGAGGACAGAGUACAGCGAGGAGAACCUCCUGUUCUGGCUGGCCUGCGAGGGCUACAAGAAAAUCGCCGGUGAGACAGAGCUGACGGUUGCCGCCAAAAGGAUCUACACAGAGUUUGUCCAAGUUGAUGCUCCGAGACAGAUAAACAUUGACUGUGUGACGAGAGAAGAAAUAAGUGAAAAUAUCUCUCAGCCGGGGCCAAAUUGCUUCGACGGGGCGCAGAGAGUGAUAUACGGCUUGAUGGAAAACGACUGUUAUCCCCGAUUCCUGAAAUCAGAAAUCUACCAAGCUCUCCUGGAACAGGCUGAAAAGCGAUGA
Molecule: messenger RNA, 464 nt
Organism: Xiphias gladius (swordfish)
Lineage: Eukaryota; Metazoa; Chordata; Actinopteri; Istiophoriformes; Xiphiidae
Product: regulator of G-protein signaling 8-like
Exons: 4
Coding region: 54-464 (136 amino acids)
Source: RefSeq, a predicted model, not a curated record